CGUUACUCCACUUAAAUUGAUUACCAUGCUAUUUAUGUGAAUUUUUUGUUGUGUAAAGAAUCUGAUUGUUACAUUCAUUGAAUGGUUACUCUUUUGGUGCUCCAUCAUCAUUCCUAGAUUAAAUGGUUUAGCCAGAUGCCAAUAGCCAAACAUGAAGGGGUUAAAGAAGAGAAAUUAUCUGCAAACACUUCGAACUCUCAAGGUAAUGAAAAAGAUAACCAGAAAGAAACAACAACAACCACUAAUAAACCUCAACAAGGAACAAGUAAAAGCAGCGAUAGUGAUAAAACUCAGCCUCAUCCAUCAUCAACAGAAGUCCAUAAUACAUCAAGAAUAUGCUCAGCUACAUCAGAAGCAAGUGGAAAGUGUGAGGGUGGAGGAGGUGGAGGAGAAGGUGAUGCAAUCGAAGAAGAUAAGAGGACUAAAGAGACUAGUGAAAUCACCACAAGUAAUAACAAAAGGAAAGAAACAGAGGCAGCAAGUAAAUUUUCCCAACCAUCAUCAUCAUCUAAUCAGCAGACAGCUUCCUGUUCUUCUAAUACCUCAUCCACCCAGCAAACAUCGCAUUAUCAUCAUCAACAACAACAUCAGCAUCUAUCUUUGCAGCAAUCUCACCAAGAGUCAUCUUCAUCAUCCUCAUCUCCUAGUUCCUCAGCAACACCAGCCUCUUCAUCCAGUAAUAAUGGUCGAUCAAAUUGUACCAAACUGUUUUGCGGAUCCGGAAGUGGAUCAAGUGAUUCCAAGAGGAAAGAUGUUGAUGAGAAUAACAUGAACGGCUCAAGUUCAGGAAAUUGUGACACAGGAAGCAAAUGGCGUAAAUCAUCGAGAAAGGGAAGCAAGAAAAAGGAGAAAUACGCACUCAAAGAGAUGAUCCAUGAUCCUCAUCAUACGGGAUUUACUCAAGUUACAGGUGAUGGUGUUUCAGGGGAAUCGGGUGAUAUUCAGCAACAUUGUUUUAAUAGUGCUAGUGUUGAAAAUGGUGGGACAAAUGCCACAUCAAAUCAACAAUCGCAACAAUCUGGUGCCCACGACCGUAAAUCAUGCUGUUUUUGUUGGUGUUGUUGUUGCUCAUGUUCCUGUCCAUUUAAUGACAGCUUGCCGGUGAAAAAUCAAGGUAAAACUGGUAAGGAAAACAGUCGCAUCCAACCAUCUUCAUCAUUAGAACACUAUUUCAAUGGAAAUGGUGAACAGCCGCCAUCCUUAGAGGAAAUUAGGUUAUGGGCAGAGUCUUUCGAUAAACUAAUGAAAUGUCCAUGGGGACGUAAAGUUUUUCGUGAUUUCUUGAAAUGUGAAUAUAGUGAGGAAAAUAUACUCUUCUGGUUGGCCUGUGAAGACCUCAAGAAUGAAUCCAAUCCUGAAGUUAUCGAAGAGAAGGCACGAAUAAUAUAUGAAGAUUAUAUUUCAAUAUUAUCUCCGAAAGAGGUUAGCCUAGAUUCUCGAGUUCGUGAAAUAAUAAACAAGAACAUGGUUAAUCCAAGUCCUCGCACUUUUGACGAGGCACAGCUGCAAAUAUAUACACUAAUGCACCGUGAUUCUUAUCCACGUUUUAUAAACUCUCCGAUGUAUCGGAAGCUGGCUCAAUUACCUUCCCCAAGUCGCAAAGGAAGCACUGCUUGACGAUGAUUGUUAUACCAGUUGAUUAACUAUCCAUUUAAUAAAAGUUACUGUUGAUGAUGGAUGAUCAAUUUUUUAUCCUUUGGUUUAUCAAACAUUGGAAAUCACCUUUUAUUUACUUUUGUAUAUUCAAUGUUUCUCUGUUAACUACUCUUCUUGAUCCUGUUCAUUUUUUGAAACCCUUUGGUUAUUUUGGAGGAGAAACAUUCAGAGGAAAAAGAUUAAUCCAUCAAUUUAAAUGCACACUUGGUUCAGUUGAAGAACCCAUUGCAGAGGCCAAAAAGGAUUCCAGACUUAUCUAUGGAUCUUUGAUCAAAUCAUGAAGCAAAUUUUUUCUCUGUUGUCUAAUAGUUGCUAUUCAAUCAUUUAAGGAUUAAUCACAAUUUGCUGCGAUAUCACAAUAAUGGGUUUAAAUGGAUAUUUUGGUGUAAAAGAAAGGGACAAAUUUACCAAACAAGCAAACAAGCGUUACCACGAAGAAAAGUACAAAUUGCCGUUUGAUACUCAAUAAUUGUUAUCGAGCUGGUAGUAAUUUUAAUUCUGAUUAAUUGACUUCCAGCUGAUUAGUUUUAAGGAUAAGCUGUUGUUCAACAAAGAGCCUUUCUUUUGUAAAAGUCAUUCUGUCCUUUCUCAUCGACUAAAGGCAAAACCACAAAAACCAAAAAUGUCACAAGUAUUUGCUAUUUGCUUGUUACUGUCAGUACCAAUGUAUACCUCACCAUCGCCAUCAAAUUGUUCAAAACAAAAGUCUCACAACGAUCUGCAAUAAGUCCUUAUGGACUUAUCGUGUUUCAUCAACUUGCUUUUUUGCUGUAUCGCAAUCAUCAUCGUGAUCUUCAUCAUUCCAUAAAUUUUCAUUUCCCUGUUGAAACUCACCAAAGAGUCUUUAAUGGUUGGAUACAAAACAGCAAAUAAACUGCUAAAAGGCCUAAACUGUUGAUUAGUUCAAUUUGUAUCACCAGAGACGGUUAAAGUGAAAAUUAUUGUUCCAGCAACUUGAACCUCGCGCUCUUUUUGGUGAUGAAUUGAAAAGCCAACAUGAAUAGUACAACCAUUGAAAAAGUAACCGACCAUCAUUUUUAGUCCCUGAAUUGUUCUUAAUUUUUGCACUAAUUUUCUUCUUUUUCAUUUAAUUACAACUCUAAAUGUUUGAAAACAUUCUCGUCAACAGCAUCUCUUCAAAUCAACACAAGCAAUUAACAUGGAUCCAAUUCUCUCACCUCUUUUACCUCGUUUCAUCUCAAGAUCCUAUGGGAACAAGUGAUUAUUAAUUUCAUCAAUUGUUACUUUUUACUUAUUACACGAGAUUCAUUAAUGUUUACACAUACAACAACACACACACAAAACUCCACAUUCACUCAACUCUUUAACAUAACAUUGAUAACACAAAGUGAGGAUAAAAUAAAAUAACUCAACAUCAAAAUUAUACAAAAAUUCACCCGAAUCGUCACAUCAACUCUCAUCACCUUGCCAUAUUAACAUUAUUACAAAUUGAUACUUAUUAUAUAUAUAAAUAUAUAUACAUAAAGAAACGUUGAAUGUUUUUUUUGGACAAAAAUUAACCGACAAAAACCAAGAAUUCAACUCGACAAGAUUGAGUUGAUUUUUGCAAAUUUUAAAUUCAAGGGCCAUAUAAAGACCAAAAUCACCGAAAUACCAUUUUUUUCUGAUUAUUAUUCGACAAUUAUACACAGCAAAAAUCAUUAGAAAAUUUUCAAAUCUUCAUUCACACUCUUCAAAAGACAAAAACACAAAAUCAACAAAAUCACCAAAAAGAUCAUCUGUUCCUUUUUGAUCACAAACUGAAUCUUUUUUCUCCUUUUUUGCAAAACAAAUUCUAUUAUAAUGAAUAAUAAUGUUACAUGUAUAAAUAAAUAAUAUAAAUAUAAUAGUGAGCUUGUUAUAAUCAGCACAUUCAACCUUUUAAUUAGAGUUUUUAGACAUUUUAUCAAAAAACACUUUGGAAACCAAAGCCAGGGUUAACCAUGAUAAUAUUUAGUCCAUUUUCAAUGGAACAAAUCUUGUUCAUUUUUUUGGAAUAAAAGACAGCCCCAAAACCUUAUCCUGAACUUGAAAUCUUUUUGAUUAUUAACCGGAUUAUCAUCUUGAUCACUGUCACCAUCUUCAUCAACAUUCAUUACCAGAUUCAACUCCUGUUCAAUCCAAAGAUAAUUUAAAUACGAUUAAACUUGGACACGUUUCACCAGGCGAUCUUAUUAUUACAUUAAUUGACAUAACCCAAAGAUUCACAAGCACAACAAUACCAAAUACGUGACUCUACACACCAAGCAACCCAUCGAUUUGCGGCAAAUUUACUUUUGGUUUUAAGCUUUCAUUUUAUAGCUUUGAAAUUACCUUUGUUAAAUAAUGCAAUUUUUCAGUUUUCCUCUGUUACACCUUUUUGUUAAUUCUUGUUACUAAAAUUAGUAAGAUUGUUAUUAAUACGAUUCUGAUUAUAUUCAGUUAUUACUAUACCUAUUAAUGCGAGAAAGGAGUUUGUUUUGAUGUAAAUUGGAAGUUGAUUUUGACAACAAUUGUGAACAAAAACGAGAUGAUGUAAAACCAACAAAAAACUUGUAUUAACUGUUAAAAUUGCAAUUACUUGAGCAUUUAAUAGAGACAUUUAAAACUGUCAAUAACGUGAAAAUAUUUGCAUACUUCAAUUUCUUCUUCACCUUCUGGGUUCAACUCUUGAACUCAGUGAGAAUAACUGAUAUAUUGUUCACUAUUUAAUAAAAAUGGCAACAAGACUAUUAAUUUAA
This is a messenger RNA of Tetranychus urticae (two-spotted spider mite), 4376 nucleotides long. RefSeq lists its product as uncharacterized. Lineage: Eukaryota; Metazoa; Arthropoda; Arachnida; Trombidiformes; Tetranychidae. The record is from RefSeq and is a predicted model, not a curated record.